Messenger RNA from Leptopilina heterotoma, 810 nucleotides. RefSeq lists its product as uncharacterized. Gene Ontology annotation, molecular function: catalytic activity. Bases 1 to 810 code for a protein of 269 amino acids. NCBI's taxonomy places the organism in Eukaryota, Metazoa, Arthropoda, Insecta, Hymenoptera, Figitidae. The transcript has a single exon. The record is from RefSeq and is a predicted model, not a curated record.
AUGCAGGCAGCUAUAGCCUUUGUUCAAGAACCUUGGGUUUACAAGGGUAAGAUUAGAGGUCUAAGUGGCGGUGGGGUGCUAGUUAGUUCACCACAGGAACCAGUUCCAAGGGCUUGUCUGAUCUAUAAAGGUCUAGAUGCUUUCCCUCUAUUGGAAUUAACUACCAGGGACUUAGUUGUUGUUAAGGCUAAGUACCUAGAAAAGAACGGAAAUAAAAGGGAGGUUGUAGUAGCUUCCGCAUAUUUUCCGGGAUCGGGGGAUGACCCCGCACCACCUGCAGAGGUGGAGAAGUUGGUAGAUUACUGUCAACGGCAAGGUCUCCCAUUAAUAAUAGGUUGUGAUGCCAAUGCGCACCAUGUCGUAUGGGGCAGCACUGACAUUAACGAUAGAGGCAGAAGACUUUUAGAUUUUCUGUUAGAUACAGAUUUAGAUAUUUUAAAUCAGGGUAAUGAGCCGACUUUCGUUACUGUUAACAGAAAAGAGGUGUUGGAUAUUACGAUCUGUUCAAAGUCUUUUUGUGAUGGUGUGAGGGACUGGAGGGUGUCUGAUGAAGAUUCCCUCUCGGACCACAGGCUUAUUACGUUUAGAUUGGAAUCGAAGGAUCGGGAACAGGAGUGGGGACGUAAUCCUAGAAGUACCGACUGGGCUUCAUAUAGUGAAGACCUCAAGGCCUCCAUGGCAUGCUUCCCCACUUCCUAUGGAACGAUGGAGGAGUUAGAACUUGCAGCGGAAUAUCUGCGAGAUUCUGUGAGGAGUGGUCAAGCGGUGAUUAACUUCGGUAGCUCGGUCCAAGCGGGGAAAUACUUUUAG